Molecule: messenger RNA, 2334 nt
Organism: Colletotrichum acutatum
Lineage: Eukaryota; Fungi; Ascomycota; Sordariomycetes; Glomerellales; Glomerellaceae
Exons: 5
Coding region: 319-1938 (539 amino acids)
Biological process (GO): carbohydrate metabolic process
Source: RefSeq, a predicted model, not a curated record
AGAUGCGACGCUAAAAUACGCAACCCCGGUCAGAGCUCCUGCAAGGGACCACAGUGACGCUGCGGCAUCCCCCAAAAGACGCAGCGGACACCUGGCUGGCAGGGAGCUCGUCGUCCUAUUUUCCGCGUCAAUCCAACGUCGCACAUUGCUUCGUAACACGAUCGCUUUUUUGUUUCUGUUCCUGGACCCUACCACGCUCUCUCUACACUGCAAAGAGUAUUCUCGGCGAUUGAUACCCAUGCGGACAUAGACUCAAAUUUUGUUCUGUUUUUUCCCUCACGUCCCUUUUUCUUGCCAGGCCACAUUGCUCUCGCAGCCAUGUCCUUACGCACAGUAUUUGACCUGCUGCUACCCCUGGGUCUGCUAGUCGGCCAGACCUACGCGGCGCAAGAACCUCUGACAGGCGAGGAUCGCGAAGCAUGUCCAAACUAUGCGCAGUAUUCCACGUACCCCCAUAAGCCCCUGAGCGAAGGCCCUCUUGGCUUGCCCUACCAACGACCCGAUCCACGAUGCCGUACUUUCCACUCCGAUGCCAUCGAGAAGGUCAUCAAGGAUGUCACAUCCAGAAUGAAGGACCCCGACCUGGCCAGGCUAUUCGAGAACGCGUUCCCUUCCACAACGGACACCACUGUCAAGUUCCACACCGAUGGCACCGAUACAAGAUUCGUUGAUCUCAAGGGCCGUAGCAUGCGCGACGAGGGAAAAUGGGAGGGACCGCAGUCCUUCAUCAUCACAGGCGACAUCAUCGCCGAGUGGCUGCGCGACAGCACGAAUCAGCUCUCACCCUACCAGGCGCUGGCCAAGAAGGAUCCCGCCAUCUUCAAGCUGAUCCUAGGCGCCAUCAACACGCAGGCCGAGUACGUCAUCGAGUCGCCGUACUGCAACGCCUUCCAGCCCCCUCCGAUCGCGAACCUGCAGCCGAGCCACAACGGACAGGACGACACGGUACACCCCAUCUACGAGCCCUCGUUCGUGUUCGAGUGCAAGUACGAGCUGGAUUCGCUGGCGCAUUUUCUCGCGCUGGGCAACGACUUUUACGAGCACACCGAGUCCAAGGAUUUCAUGACGGGCAGGUGGUUCAUGGCUCUCGAGACGGUGCUUAACGUCCUGGAGGAGCAGUCCCGCUCCACGUUCGACCCGGAAACAGGCCGCUUUCAGAAGAACGAGUACACCUUCCAGCGCAAGACGGACGCGGGCACCGAGACGCUGAACCUCAAGGGCGUCGGCAACCCGCUGAACAACGGCACGGGUCUCGUGAGGUCUGCCUUCCGGCCCAGCGACGACGCCACGAUCCUCGGCUUUUUUAUUCCGGCAAACGCCAUGAUGGCCGUGGAGCUGAAGCGCACGUCCAUAUUCCUCAAGGAGGCCGGCAAAGAUGUCCUCGCGCAGACGGUGGAUAAGUGGAGCCAGACGAUUGCUGAUGGCGUGUGGAAUAACGGCGUUGUCAAGCACGCCAAGUACGGAGACGUCUUUGCGUACGAGGUUGACGGGUACGGUUCCUCCAUCCUCAUGGAUGAUGCAAAUUACCCGUCGCUGCUGGCGCUUCCUCUCAUGGGUUUCUUGCCUGCGGAUGAUCAGACGUACAAGAACACCAGGAAGAUGCUCUUGGAGAAGACUGGCAACCCCUACUACCUCGAGGGCGCUGCGUUCCACGGAAUCGGAGGACCCCACAUUGGGCUCUCCAACGCCUGGCCGAUGAGUCUUUUGAUCCAGGCGCAGACAUCCGAAAAUGACCAAGAAAUCACCGAGUGUCUUGACUUUGUCUUGAACUCUGCCAAGCUCGGUUUGGUUCACGAGAGUGUUGAUGUUGGCCGCAUUUCUGCCUAUACCCGAAGCUGGUUCGCAUGGGCUAACGGCGUCUUUGCCGAGACGAUUCUCGACCUGGCUAAGAGGAAGCCUCAUCUCAUCUUUACUGACGCAAAACCGUAUACCAUCUGAACGUAGCAUUUACUUUCGGGCAUGGCGUGUUGGGUGCGGGGGCGGUUAAUCAGCUGAUCGCAACAUGGCAUGGGAGGUGGUGACCGGCAUCUUUGCUGCAUCAAUAGAUUUAUAUCCGCUUCUAAAGAGUUGCGAGAUGAUUGAAGACCAAAAAAAUAAACAAAGUGUGUCCAGAUAACAUAAGGCAGAAUCAGGCUCAGAUAUAUUUACCACAGCGGAGGCAAUGAAUGGCUCGUAAUGAGGGCUAUCAACCAAUUAAUCUUCCCCGGACACUUACCAUUCACCUGAUGUCACUCUGGACGAGUUAGUGGGAUGCAUCCUACUCAGCCUGCAUAUCAUAUAUAUCCAGGAAGUUCGCCUCGUAACGAGUGUGAACACAAAUCUUCUACACACCUU